Molecule: messenger RNA, 1635 nt
Organism: Pestalotiopsis fici W106-1
Lineage: Eukaryota; Fungi; Ascomycota; Sordariomycetes; Amphisphaeriales; Sporocadaceae
Exons: 1
Coding region: 1-1635 (544 amino acids)
Molecular function (GO): nucleotide binding
Source: RefSeq, a predicted model, not a curated record
AUGGCGCCGCACAACAUUGUCGACGAAGGACCGACGGACCUUUCCCAGCAGGCUGACGGCAUCUCGGCGCUUCCUCCGCCACCGCCGCCCAUGUCUGCAAGGCCGCCGAGGAUUCUAAUCAUCGGGGCCGGGUCGCGGGGACGUACGUAUGCCAGGGCGGCGAUAUCAUCAAGCAAUGGAGUGGUGGUUGCCGUUGCAGAGCCCAAUGAGUAUAAGAGGCAGCAGUUUGGCCAGAACUUCAUCCAUGGCACCGACAAAGCACCCCAGGGCUCGCUAUUUGCCGACUGGAGAGACUUUGUCUCCUGGGAGACGGAGCGCAGGGCGCGCGAGAGCUCUGGCGAAACUGUGCCCGAGGGCGUCGACGCCGCCUUUGUUUGUGUACUCGACGAGAUGCACCACGACGUCGUGGUGGGCUUGGCACCCCUGGGCCUACACAUCAUGUGCGAGAAGCCUUUAGCAACGACAUUGGAUGAUUGCGUCGGCAUGUAUCGGGCGCUCGCACCGCAGCAGAAGGACAAGGUCUUCUCCAUUGGGCAUGUAUUGCGAUACAGCCCACACAACAUCAUGCUGCGGAAACUGCUCCUAGAGGACAAGGCCAUAGGUGACAUCCUGAGCGUAGUACAUACAGAACCGGUUGGCUGGUGGCAUUUCUCGCACAGCUACGUUCGAGGCAACUGGAGAAAGGAAUCAACCACGGCACCAUCCCUCCUGACCAAGAGCUGCCAUGAUAUCGAUAUCAUCUUGUGGCUCCUGUGCUCACCCGCUCCGGGCUCGGAUGCGCCUCCGCACCUGCCUUCGACAGUCUCGUCUUCUGGCUCGCUGCAGUUCUUCAAGAAGAGCAGGAAGCCGAAAGCAGCAGCAAGCGCCACCAACUGCCUUAGCUGUCCUAUUGAAAAGGACUGCAUGUACUCUAGCAAGAGGAUUUAUGUCGGUCCCAAGCAUCAAGGUCUCGAGACUGGUAAUACGCACUGGCCGGUCAGCAUCGUGUUGCCAGACAUCGAGAGCUUUGAUGAAAGCGAGAGACAUCAGGUAUUGAUGUCAAAGCUAGCAGAAGACUACACGGAUUCAACACCACAGUCAGAGAUUGACAAGCAGAACUGGUUUGGGAGAUGUGUAUUUGAGUCGGAUAACGAUGUCUGCGACGAACAAGUUGUCACCAUGACUUGGGACGACGAACCACUAGGUUCGAGCGCCACCGAUGCCGGGUCGAAUCCCCCUGGCGGUCGGGGAUCCAAGCAGGCAACCUUUCACAUGAUAGCACAGACAAAGAAGCAGUGCGACCGCUAUUCGUACAUUUACGGAACAGAAGGCGAAAUAUAUGCCGACUCCAAGACUAUCACGAUUGAGGAUUUCCGGACGGGAGAGACAAGAACCUUCAAGCCACGACUGGAAAGUUUGGGCCACGGGGGUGGCGACGUGGGCCUGACCAGACAAUUCAUCCUCGCCGUCGAUCACGUAAAGAACCACGGUUGGACAGCAGAGGAUGCACAAGCAAAAUUCAUUGGAUGCACCCUCGAGGAAGUCAUACGCAGCCACGCGCUAGUCUUUGCGGCUGAGGAGGCCCGGACUGGUAAGAAGGUUUUGGAGUGGAAGGAAUGGUGGCAUCGUAAAGUUGGCCACAUUUCUACGGCUUGA